AUGGAGAACGUUCGGCUGUCUCUUCUGGAAAGUAUCCAUAAACUGGAGCUGCCUAACAGGCAAAAAACUAUCUACAAAAGAUACGGAAAACCUCCCUAUUCUUAUGCCGGGAUGAUUAUCGUCGCCAUUAUGACGUCACCAAACCGGAUGCUGAGUCUGAGCCAGAUACAUGAAUACCUGAGGAAUAUGUUUGACUUUUUCCAGCAGCCGUACAUGGGAUGGAAGGACUCAGUACGCCACAACUUGUCUCACUGCAAGUGUUUUGUGAAGGGAGGGAAAACACCUGACGGAAGGAACAACUUAUGGACUGUCGACAUGUCCGAGGUGACUCCUAGCCUGUUUCGACGUCAACAGACCGCCAUUGCCAAGGACGGUAACUAUGCAGAGGACCUUCACGAUGAACUCCAGAUACCGCGGAUAGACAUUCCCUUCUUCAAUUACUCCCGAGGUGCUCCGUCAAAGUCCACAUCCGAACGUUCGUCCUCUACCGCAACUGCAAACGGACCUACCGCUGACAGUUCAGAAGUCAAGGACGUUCCUACACUAAUUGGUAGCCAUGGAGAUCAAGCGUUUGCAUCUUCUACAGCCAUUUCAUCGACGGAUGGUCACGCCUCCACUUAUAACGGACCUCCAACGCCAGUGUUGUAUCGUUUGCCAUCGGGAAAGUCUGCCAACAGCCCUAUCGUUCUCAACAGUCCAGACAAAGGAAAUUUCACAGUUGUCCGUCCGUCGUCCGUUUUGUCCUCCGCGUCGUCCAUGGUCCUCAGAUCCCUCAGUGAACAUUCUAGUCAGUGUGACUCGCCUGCGUUCUCCGACGUCACAGAACCUCGGACUCCCGACCCGACGGAAAGUGAUAUGAGCGGCUUCCGACCCAUCAACGAAGACCUAAGAUCAGGUUGGAUAACACCCAUCGGCCAGGUUCGGGAUGGCUCCGAUUUGACCCGCGGCGCUUCUUGUUUGUCGGACGUGUCGCCAUCUUGGAGUGAGUGUUCAGCAUCAAGGAGGGUUCCCAAGAGGAAACAGAUCCGCCACAGACCUAGGGUUCGUAAGGCCAUGAGGACGGAAACACCCAUGACACCUGCCAUUCAGACCGAGCGUGCUUUCUCAGAGAAGACGUAUGCGGAUCUGCAGACGUUAGUGACUCAGUCAUCUAGCAGGUGGGAGAUAUCUAUCGACAAAGCUAUCGGCAAUCUGCAAGACCUCUGUCAGCCUGAUGCCAAACACACUGCCUUCCCGGACACAGUCCAGACUUCAGAAGACCAGUUCCAUUCCGGCAGUGAUAUCCAGACGACGUUCGUGACUGGAGAUGGUAGCAGCUAUUUCCAGGCAGGGAAUAUCGGUGACGGAGAGAUAGGCACACCUAACCAGACUUACCAUAUCCUCGGGUCUGAUCGAUAUGACCACACCUACUCCAGUCCAGAACGCGAUAGCUCUGCGAUCCCACAUCAUCAACUUCAGACCAGUGACACCCCGACAAUUGAGACACUUGGAUUCGGCACUGGACCGACUCCGGCGGUGGAUGAGGAUACAGGGUCUCUGGAGGAGUUCGCGAACUGUGCACUCUGGUACGGCCUGCUGAGUUAA
This is a messenger RNA of Pecten maximus, 1584 nucleotides long. RefSeq lists its product as uncharacterized. The record is from RefSeq and is a predicted model, not a curated record. Lineage: Eukaryota; Metazoa; Mollusca; Bivalvia; Pectinida; Pectinidae. Gene Ontology annotation, molecular function: RNA polymerase II cis-regulatory region sequence-specific DNA binding; DNA-binding transcription factor activity, RNA polymerase II-specific. Gene Ontology annotation, biological process: regulation of transcription by RNA polymerase II; cell differentiation; anatomical structure morphogenesis. Bases 1 to 1584 code for a protein of 527 amino acids. The transcript has a single exon.